Messenger RNA from Psammomys obesus (fat sand rat), 1308 nucleotides. It is a transcript of the gene Mmaa, whose product is annotated as metabolism of cobalamin associated A. NCBI's taxonomy places the organism in Eukaryota, Metazoa, Chordata, Mammalia, Rodentia, Muridae. Gene Ontology annotation, cellular component: cytoplasm. Gene Ontology annotation, molecular function: GTP binding; GTPase activity. The record is from RefSeq and is a predicted model, not a curated record. The transcript has 6 exons. Bases 1 to 1278 code for a protein of 425 amino acids.
AUGCAUCCAGUUACAAACAAAAUGAGUAUCCCUAGGCUGCUACUGCGUCCUUACCGGCAUUUACUACACAGCCUUUCAAGAGCGCCUUCCCCACGGCCCCCCUCCAUCCUUCACUCACUUCAUCCUGCCUCAGGCAUCCCAAGGGCUCUGCCGAAGUCUUUAGGACACCAUUUUACUAAGUGGAUGCUGCCGUUCGAUGGCUUGAAGAGAACAUUAUGUGUCCAGGCUAUCUCGAAGGACCACACAGAAGGACUUUCUGAUAAAGAACAAAGACUUGUGGAUAAACUUUAUACAGGUUUAGUCCAAGGACAGAGAGCUUGCCUAGCGGAAGCCAUAACUCUGGUGGAAUCAACUCACACCAGGAAAAAGGAGUUGGCCCAGGUGCUUCUUCAGAGAAUUCUGGUCCACCAGCGGGAGCAGGAGCGGCUGAACCAAGGAAAUCCCCUCACAUUUCGAGUAGGACUGUCUGGGCCCCCUGGUGCAGGAAAAUCAACCUUUAUAGAAUAUUUUGGGAAAAUGUUGACUGAGAGAGGGCACAAAUUAUCUGUGCUAGCUGUGGACCCGUCUUCUUGCACUAGUGGUGGAUCCCUCUUAGGUGAUAAAACCCGGAUGAUUGAGCUCUCAAGAGAUAGGAAUGCAUACAUCAGGCCGUCUCCUACCAGUGGAACUUUAGGAGGUGUGACAAGGACCACAAAUGAAGCUAUUCUGUUGUGUGAAGGAGGGGGCUAUGACAUCGUUCUUGUUGAAACUGUAGGUGUGGGACAGUCAGAGUUUGCUGUUGCUGACAUGGUUGAUAUGUUCGUCUUAUUGCUGCCACCAGCAGGAGGGGAUGAGCUGCAGGGCAUCAAAAGGGGCAUAAUUGAGAUGGCAGAUCUGGUAGUCAUAACUAAAUCUGAUGGAGAUUUGGUUGUGCCAGCCCGCAGGAUCCAAGCAGAGUAUGUGAGUGCACUGAAGUUGCUCCGCAGGCGCUCGGAAGUCUGGAGACCAAAGGUAAUUCGCAUUUCCGCCAGAAGUGGAGAGGGCAUCAGUGAAAUGUGGGAUGCAAUGAGAGACUUCCGGCAGCUGAUGCUGGCCAGCGGGGAGCUGGCCACCAAGAGGCAGAAGCAGCAGAAGGUCUGGAUGUGGAGUCUCAUUCAGGAAAACAUCUUGGAACAUUUUCGGACCCAUCCCAGCAUCCGAGAACAGAUUCCUCUGAUGGAGAGAAAGGUCCUCAGUGGGGCCUUCUCCCCAGGACUAGCAGCAGACUUAUUGUUGAAAGCUUUUAAAAACAGACAAUAAUAAACUUACCCUGUACAAUCACCUUAUAAA